CCACCUGCUAACAGUAACUGUGUUGGAGUACCACCUGCUAACAGUAACUGUGUUGUAGUACCACCUGCUAACAGUAACUGUGUUGGAGUACCACCUGCUAACAGUAACUGUGUUGGAGUACCACCUGCUAACAGUAACUGUGUUGGAGUACCACCUGCUAACAGUAACUGUGUUGGGUACCACCUGCUAAUAGUAACUGUGUUGGAGUACCACCUGCUAACAGUAACUGUGUUGGAGUACCACCGCUAACAGUAACUGUGUUGUAGUACCACCUGCUAACAGUAACUGUGUUGAGUACCACCUGCUAACAGUAACUGUGUUGGAGUACCACCUGCUAACAGUAAAUGGUGUUGUAGUACCACCUGCUAACAGUAACUGUGUUGUAGUACCACCGCUAACAUAACUGUGUUGGAGUACCACCGCUAACAUUAACUGUGUUUGAGUACCACCUGCUAACAGUAACUGUGUGUUGGAGUACCACCUGCUAACAGUAACUGUGUGAGUAACCCCUGCUACGUACUGUGUUGUAGUACCACCUGCUAACAGUAACUGUGUUGGAGUACCACCUGCUAACAGUAACUGUGUUGGAGUACCACCUGCUAACAGUAACUGUGUUGGAGUACACUGCACAAAUGGUUGAGUACCACCUGCUAAAGUAACUGUGUUGGAGUACCACCUGCUAACAGUAACUGUGUUGGAGUACCACCUGCUAACAGUAACUGUGUUGUAGUACCACCUGCUAACAGUAACUGUGUUGGAGUACCACCUGCUAACAGUAACUGUGUUGGAGUACCACCUGCUAACAGUAACUGUGUUUGGAGUACCACCUGCUAACAGUAACUGUGUUGGUAGUACCACCUGCUAACAGUAACUGUGUUGGAGUACCACCUGCUAACAGUAACUGUGUUGUAGUACCACCGCUAACAGUAACUGUGUUGAGUACCACCGCUAACAGUAACUGUGUUGGAGUACCACCCGCUAACAGUAACUGUGUGUUGUAGUACCACCUGCUAACAGUAACUGUGUUGGAGUACCACCUGCUAACACUAACUGUGUUGGAGUACCACCUGCUAACAGUAACUGUGUGUUGUAGUACCACCUGCUAACAGUAACUGUGUUGUAGUACCACCUGCUAACAGUAACUGUGUUGUAGUACCACCUGCUAACAGUAACUGUGUUGUAGUACCACCUGCUAACAGUAACUGUGUUGGAUGUACCACCUGCUAACAGUAACUGUGUUGUAGUACCACCUGCUAACAGUAACUGUGUUGGAGUACCACCUGCUAACAGUAACUGUGUUGGAGUACCACCUGCUAACAGUAACUGUGUUGGAGUACCACCUGCUAACAGUAACUGUGUUGGAGUACCACCUGCUAACAGUAACUGUGUUGUAGUACCACCUGCUAACAGUAACUGUGUUGGAGUACCACCUGCUAACAGUAACUGUGUUGUAGUACCACCUGCUAACAGUAACUGUGUUGGAGUACCACCUGCUAACAGUAACUGUGUUGGAGUACCACCUGCUAACAGUAACUGUGUUGGAGUACCACCUGCUAACAGUAACUGUGUUGUAGUACCACCUGCUAACAGUAACUGUGUUGGAGUACCACCUGCUAACAGUAACUGUGUUGGAGUACCACCUGCUAACAGUAACUGUGUUGAGUACCACCUGCUAACAGUAACUGUGUUGUAGUACCACCUGCUAACAGUAACUGUGUUGGAGUACCACCUGCUAACAGUAACUGUGUGUGGAGUACCACCGCUAACAGUAACUGUGGUUGUGUACCACCUGCUAACAGUAACUGUGUUGUAGUACCACCUGCUAACAGUAACUGUGUUGUAGUACCACCUGCUAACAGUAACUGUGUUGGAGUACCACCCGCUAACAGUAACUGUGUGUUGUAGUACCACCUGCUAACAGUAACUGUGUUGUAGUACCACCUGCUAACAGUAACUGUGUUGUAGUACCACCUGCUAACAGUAACUGUGUUGGAGUACCACCUGCUAACAGUAACUGUGUGUUGUAGUACCACCUGCUAACAGUAACUGUGUUGGAGUACCACCUGCUAACAGUAACUGUGUUGUAGUACCACCUGCUAACAGUAACUGUGUUGUAGUACCACCUGCUAACAGUAACUGUGUUGUAGUACCACCUGCUAACAGUAACUGUGUUGGAGUACCACCUGCUAACAGUAACUGUGUUGGAGUACCACCUGCUAACAGUAACUGUGUUGGAGUACCACCUGCUAACAGUAACUGUGUUGAGUACCACCUGCUAACAGUAAGUGUGUUGGAGUACCACCUGCUAACAGUAACUGUGUUGGAGUACCACCUGCUAACAGUAACUGUGUGUUGUAGUACCACCUGCUAACAGUAACUGUGUUGGAGUACCACCUGCUAACAGUAACUGUGUGUUGUAGUACCACCCGCUAACAGUAACUGUGUUGUAGUACCACCUGCUAACAGUAACUGUGUUGUAGUACCACCUGCUAACAGUAACUGGUGUUGUAGUACCACCUGCUAACAGUAACUGUGUUGGAGUACCACCUGCUAACAGUAACUGUGUUGUAGUACCACCUGCUAACAGUAACUGUGUUGGAGUACCACCUGCUAACAGUAACUGUGUUGUAGUCACUCUUUUA
This is a messenger RNA of Coregonus sp. 'balchen', 2642 nucleotides long. NCBI's taxonomy places the organism in Eukaryota, Metazoa, Chordata, Actinopteri, Salmoniformes, Salmonidae. The record is from the annotation of a GenBank genome assembly.